Messenger RNA from Oldenlandia corymbosa var. corymbosa, 1228 nucleotides. The record is from the annotation of a GenBank genome assembly. Lineage: Eukaryota; Viridiplantae; Streptophyta; Magnoliopsida; Gentianales; Rubiaceae.
AUGGCUCUUCAAUUCUCUUCCCAAAUCUUAGCUUCUCACGGUUGUUUGCCUCUCAGGACGUCUGUUCUCGAUUCUUCGACCCCAAUAAACGCUGUCGCAGCCGCCGGCGGUGGAGUUCUGAAAGCUGUUUCGAAGACUUCCUUGGGAGUUGCAGGACCGGUUCUUUCCCUAAGAUUCCGCCCGAAAAUAAUUUCCACCACAUCCUUCCGAUUCCGAUGCUUAUCUGCCCUAACACCAGAGCUGAAGACGACAUUAGAUAAGGUUGUAACAUCUCAAAAGAUUGUUCUAUUCAUGAAGGGAACUAAAGAAUUUCCACAGUGUGGGUUUUCAAACACAGUGGUGCAGAUACUGAGGUCCCUCAAUGCCCCUUUUGAGACCAUUAAUAUUCUUGAGAACGAGGUGUUACGUCAGGGAUUGAAGGAGUAUUCUAGUUGGCCAACUUUCCCUCAGCUCUACAUCGACGGCGAGUUCUUUGGUGGCUGUGACAUCACCGUGGGUGAGUAUGACUUCUACUACUAGAUGCUAUAAUUCCGGUGGUGCAUUUGGCUGCCUUACUAAUUGUUUACUUACUCUGCCAAUUCGUUUUAUAAAUUUCCAAACUAUUUCUCUUUCCUGAGGUAUCUGAAAAAGAAAAUUUAUUGAGAUAGUACUUUUUACUAUAAGCUAUGGAAUCCAUUAGCUUAGCUUGCUUGGAGGCUGCAUGAAUCAAGUGUACCAAGAGGCUACUAUUUGAUCUUCAACAAGGCGCAAACUCCCCAACAUCCCGUAGGCAAAUAUGGGAAUCCAGUAUUUCCAUUUAGAGAUUCUGAACUGGUUUUACAUUCAGGGCGCAUUUUGACCCAUUUACUAAAAAUUUAUGCGACUCUACAGUGGUUAUGUGUGCGGUGAGGAAAUUCAGUCCAUCAAUUUAAGAGAGUUGUUAAUUAGAUAAUUUACCAUAUUGAUUGAAAUGGUUUUACAUUGACUACUGAGUUAUUGGUGAUUGAACUAUGCUAGUUUCGACUGGUUAGUUGAUGUUGCCUUAUUUUCUGUUUGUUGUUUUGGGUUAUUAUUAAUUAUUUUUUGGAAUGAUUCAUCUGCAUGUUGGUUUGUUCUGAUAUGCCAAACUUGUUUGCGCUUAUAUUCUUGAAUUGGGUGUUAACAGAGGCAUACAAGAAUGGACAGCUGCAGGAACUUUUGGAGAAGACAUUGUGUUCUUGACGAUGAAAUCUCACUCAGUGAGCAAGCG